Molecule: messenger RNA, 4337 nt
Organism: Colossoma macropomum (tambaqui)
Lineage: Eukaryota; Metazoa; Chordata; Actinopteri; Characiformes; Serrasalmidae
Gene: dhx29
Product: DEAH (Asp-Glu-Ala-His) box polypeptide 29
Exons: 28
Coding region: 149-4204 (1351 amino acids)
Biological process (GO): translational initiation
Cellular component (GO): intracellular anatomical structure
Molecular function (GO): ATP binding; RNA binding; RNA helicase activity
Source: RefSeq, a predicted model, not a curated record
AUAAGUUGAACCAUUCCCGGCUUCCCUCUGCAGUAGUGAGUUGUGUGUGUGGUUUUAAUGAAGAUCUCUGUGUGUUUCUCUUCGCUCUCCAACGCGCUGAUCACACAUUAUCCAUCUGAUCAUACAGUUAAAGAGUCCGUAAGUCUCCAUGGGUGGGAAAAAGAAGAAAUCUGCAGCUCCGUCUGCUGCUGGAGCUGUAAACAGCGCGCCGGACUCUACAGGACAACCACAGCAGCAGAGAGCCCACUGCCCUAAACCCCCCAACAAGGAGAGUAAAACCAAAGCACCAAAAACAUACAGCCUCACCAGCACCUCACAGGUUGACACCAGUGGAGCCUCAGAUAAAUCAGUCCUCAAAGUCAUCAUUCAGCCGGACCUGGAAAAGAAAAUUAUCAAAAUGAUCAACGACCACACACAGGAGAAUGGCGACAAAGGGCCAAUAUCAGGGAGGCUCACCACUAAAAAGCUGCUGGAUUUGUACACAGCUCUGCAGAACUUCCACUUUAAGACAGCUCACAUAGAAGAGGCCAUGAAAAGCAGCAUGCUGUACGGAGGGGAUCUGCACUCGGCGCUCGAUUGGCUCUGCCUGAAUCUCAAAGAUGAUGAGCUGCCGGAAGGCUUCAGCCAGAGGAUGCGAGAGGAGAACAACAAGAGUCGGGCCAAGUUCCAGGAUCAAAAACAGCAGAGCCAGGCAACGGUCAGAAAAGAGGAGCUCAAACAGGAGGAGAAGCCCAAAGCAAAGGUAAAGGAUGAUGAAGUGAACGUGAAAGAGUGGAUCCUGAGGUAUGCAGAGCAGGAGGAGGAGGAGAGCAGUGAAGAGGAGGAGAGGAGUGCAGAUGGCUCGAACAAUCCACAGCUGAAUGAGAAGUUUGAUCCUAAUGACCGCUAUUUGAUGCUGACCGCCCAGCUGUAUGAUGCAAAGGAAAUGGCAGCAGACGCUAAAGCCAAGAAAGACAAAAUAGGCCAACGAACGGCGCAGGACCGCAUCAGGGUCAUUCAGCAAGAGAUGAAGCCGUUGGAGUCUCACCCGCUGUUUAACCCAGCCAUUAAAGUCACAGACACUCCGAAAGAGGAGAAAAAGCCGGCGCCUGUAAAGGAAGCGAACGAGGACCUCAACUUUAACCUGUUUGAACAAGCUGAGAAGGCACCAGCAGAGAAGACGGAGAAGAAGAAGGAGCCGAAAGACAUCCGGGACUUUGACUACACCGGCCGCAGCUGGACCGGGAAAUCUCCCAAACAGUUCCUGAUCGACUGGUGCAGGAAAAACCUUCCAAAGAGCCCACCGCCGUCCUUCCAGAAGGUUCCUGCUGGAAGAUACUGGAAAUGCAAGGUUCGUAUUCAGAGGCCGGAUGAUGUGCUGGAAGUUUGUCCCACCAUCUUGACUGAGGACAGCAUGCAGGCGCAGCAUUUAGGAGCCACACUGGCUCUCUAUAGCCUGGUGAAGGGACAGUCAGUGCAUCAGCUUCUUCCACCUCCAUAUCGUGACGUGUGGUUGGAGUGGAGAGACAGUGAGCAGCAGAAGGAAGAACAGACUCGCUCAGCCAUCAAUAAACCCCGUGAUCAGUUCAUCGCCCGCCUGCUCACCCGCCUCAAACAGCAGCAGCCCCACAGCCAGCAGGCCAGGUGUGGUUCCGUGGAUCCCGGAGACGAGCCCGAGGACUCGUGGGAAAGUUUGGCUCUUCAGGAUGAUCUGCAGGGGCCCCAGCAUGCAGUUCAGGACAUGCGGCUGUGGGAGGAGUCUCGGGCUCUUCUCCUGAAGCUGCGUAAAUCUGCACUGGCCUGCAGGCUGCGGUCCGAGAGAGAGCAGCUGCCUGUGUUUCAGCACAGAGGACGUGUGCUGGAGACUCUGGGGCGCCACCGUGUGGUGGUGGUGGCUGGAGAGACAGGCAGUGGGAAAAGCACACAGAUCCCGCAGUUUAUUCUGGAGGAGCUGCUGGCUGGGGGAAACGAGGCGCGGCCCUGUAACAUUGCGGUCACUCAGCCCAGGAGGAUAUCAGCCAUGAGUCUGGCCAGCAGGGUCAGUCAGGAGCUGGGCAGUGAGGACGAACCUGGAGGCAAGGACACUCUGUGUGGAUAUCAGAUUCGGAUGGAGAACCGCUCCUCUGACUCCACCCGUCUGCUCUACUGCACCACCGGCGUCCUCCUGAGGAAGCUCCAGCAGGACCGCCUCCUUAACUCCCUCACGCACAUCAUCGUGGACGAGGUCCAUGAGCGCAGCGUCCAGUCUGAUUUCCUGCUGACCAUCCUGAGGGACGUGGUCCAUAAGCGCUCGGACCUGCAGCUGAUCCUGAUGAGCGCCACUGUGGACUGCGAGAAGUUUUCCAGCUAUUUUAACCGCUGCCCUGUGGUCACCAUUCCUGGCAGGACCUUCCCUGUGGAGGUGUUCCACCUGGAGGAUAUCGUGGAGGAGACUGGGUAUGUGCUGGAAGAAGAUUCGGAUUACAGUCAAAGGUUUGUGGAGGAAGAGGAGGAGGUUAGCGUCUCCAUCACACAGAAGGGAGGAAAAACACUACAGCAUCAGGAGGUGAUUGUGCGGGACUCUGCUGCUGGAUGGGAUCUAGGUCCAGAGCUGGAUCACUUUAGCAACCGUACACGUCACGCCCUGCAGUACAUGAACCCAAACAAGAUCAAUGUGGACCUAAUCCUGGACCUGCUCGCUUACCUGGAUAAAUCUCCCCAGUUUGCAGGGAUAGACGGGGCUGUGCUGGUAUUUCUGCCUGGAUUGGCCCACAUUCAGCAGCUUUUUGACCUUCUGACCACAGACAAGAGAUUCAGCUCCAAGGACAGGUAUAAGCUUGUCGCCCUUCACUCUACGCUCUCCUCUCAGGAUCAAGCCUCAGCCUUUACAGUGCCCCCUGCUGGUGUGAGAAAGAUUGUUCUCUCCACCAACAUCGCUGAGACUGGAGUCACCAUUCCAGAUGUGGUGUUUGUCAUUGAUACAGGGAAAACGAAAGAGAACCGGUAUCAUGAGAGCAGUCAGAUGAGCUCUCUGGUGGAGACGUUUGUGAGUAAAGCCAGCGCUCUCCAGAGGCAGGGCAGAGCAGGACGAGUGAGAAACGGCUUCUGCUUCCGCCUCUACCCCAAAUUCAGGUUCGAUAGCUUCAUUGAUUACUCCAAACCAGAAAUCCUGAGGGUUCCUCUGGAGGAGCUGUGCCUUCACAUCAUGAAGUGUGAGUACGGUUCUCCAGAGGAGUUCCUUUCUCGUUCGCUGGACGCUCCGCAGCAGCAGGCUGUAUGUAAUGCGGUCAGUUUGUUGAGGAAGAUUGGUGCCUGCGAGAGAGAGAGCCACACGCUCACUCCGCUCGGCCAGCACCUCGCCUGCCUGCCCGUCAACGUCAAGAUCGGCAAGAUGCUCAUCUUCGGCGCCAUCCUGGGCUGCCUGGAGCCCAUCGCCACAAUAGCUGCUGCUAUGUCUGAGAAGUCUCCGUUCUCCACUCCGAUGAGUCGGAAGGAAGAGGCCAACCUGGCCAGAGACGCUUUAGGCAUUGCCAACUCUGAUCACCUGACCAUCUAUAACGCCUAUUUAGGGUGGAAGAGCGUCCGCAGUGAGGGAAUGCGUGCGGAGAUGAUGUACUGUAGGAAACACUUCCUGAACCGAACUUCACUUAUCACCAUCGAGAACGUGAAGCAGGAGCUGAUCCGGAUGGUGGAGCAGACCGGCUUCAGCAGAACCGCGCAGAUCCGUGCCAAAAACAAAGGUCCAGGCUCGCUCUCCAAGCAGGACGUCCCGAUUCUGGCAUCGGUUCUGACUGCUGGCCUUUACGACAGCGUGGGCCGGAUGAUCUACACCCCCUCUGUGGACCUGCAGGAGCGUGUGGCCUGCACGGUGGAGACGGCACAGGGCAAAGCUCAGGUCCACCCGUCCUCCGUCAACCGCAACCUGCAGACCCACGGCUGGCUGCUUUACCAGGAGAAGGUGAAGUAUUCAAAGGUUUAUCUGCGGGACACCACCCUCAUCUCCCCGUUCCCCAUCCUGCUGUUUGGGGGAGACAUUGACGUCCAGCAUCGUGAGAGACUGAUUUCUGUGGAUGGAUGGAUUCACUUUCAGGCUCCAGUCAGAAUUGGGGUGAUCUUUAAACACCUCCGCAAACUCAUCGACUCGCUGCUGGAGAGGAAACUGGCCAACCCCCGAAUGAAUCUGGAAGAUGAGAAGACCAUACAGAUGAUCAUAGAGCUGAUUAAAUCAGAGAAUGUACUUCGGUGAAGCUCCUUAACAAGCAUAUGGACCCCAGUUCCAGCCUUAUACUAACUGAGCUGCCCAAGCUCCGCCCACAAAUGCCUCAUUCAUAUGUACUGUUGCUAGGUUCGUCAAGCUUUACAGAAUGCUGGUCAAAAUC